Messenger RNA from Aspergillus alliaceus, 2374 nucleotides. Its product is annotated as putative AAA family ATPase/60S ribosome export protein Rix7. Gene Ontology annotation, biological process: ribosome biogenesis. The transcript has 3 exons. The record is from RefSeq and is a predicted model, not a curated record. Gene Ontology annotation, molecular function: preribosome binding; RNA binding; ATP hydrolysis activity. The coding region runs from base 129 to 2336 and encodes 735 amino acids. Lineage: Eukaryota; Fungi; Ascomycota; Eurotiomycetes; Eurotiales; Aspergillaceae. Gene Ontology annotation, cellular component: nucleus.
UAUCUAUCUACCUAUAUAUCUAUACUUAUACCACCCCCCGUCGUUAUCAAUCAGUGUUUGUAUUGCUAUAAGCAUAACUUUUUCCCGGCACCUAUUGCAGAGCGAAUUGCUCGCUGGGAUUAAAAGCCAUGCGUCGUGGAGGUAGACCCAAUCUCAGGCAAGGCCUAGAUCGGGAGGUCUAUCAGGUCGUGCGCAAAAUCAUUGAUGAUCAGACAGAAAACGAUAAGGUCCGCCUUUCGGUACCGAACAUUUACGAUACCAUUAAAAGGUCGAAUUCUAGCUUGAACAGAAAGCCAAAGAGAAUUCUAGAAGACAGUAUCGAACGGGUUGUGGAAGUCAUAAAAACGGAUUUACUUGGUGAGGAUGAGGGUGACUCCGUAGACGGGGAUUUUGAAGGGUUGGAGGAGCAACAACAGCCGCCUGCUAUGGAAUCCAAUACCCUGAAUAAGAGCAUCGUAGGCAUGUGGAAUAACACAACUUCAGCGCCACAAAAGCCGUCUGAUACCAAUGGUACAGAAGCUGCGACUGCUGCACCUAAGUCAAGCAAGAGGCGACAAAAUGGAGGUGAAUCACAUUUUUCCAAGCGCCGCAAAGCCGAGAGCGCUAUUGAUCGAUCACCGCCUACACAUGUCUGUCUCUCGGAUCUAGGUGGAUUGGACGAUGUGGUUCAGGAGCUUGGCGACCUUGUCAUCCUGCCGAUGACUCGCCCGCAGGUUUAUAUGUCGUCGAACGUACAGCCUCCCCGAGGUGUAUUGUUACAUGGUCCACCAGGAUGCGGAAAGACUAUGAUUGCAAAUGCGUUUGCGGCUGAGCUGGGUGUUCCAUUUAUUUCUAUAUCUGCACCUUCUAUUGUCUCUGGUAUGUCAGGAGAAUCUGAAAAAGCCCUACGAGAACAUUUCGAGGAGGCCAAAAGGAUAGCCCCUUGUCUCAUUUUCAUCGAUGAAAUAGACGCCAUCACACCCAAAAGAGAGAGUGCACAACGUGAAAUGGAAAAGCGGAUUGUUGCCCAGCUUUUAACAUGCAUGGACGAUCUGGCAUUGGAGAAAACCGAUGGAAAGCCGGUGAUUGUCCUUGCGGCUACGAAUCGACCGGACAGCCUGGAUGCGGCUUUACGUAGAGGAGGCAGAUUCGACAAGGAAAUUAACAUGACUGUACCUUCGGAACCCGUCCGAGAACAGAUCCUACGGGCUCUUACUCGCAAGAUGCGCCUAGCCGACGAUAUAGACUUCAAGUACCUGGCCAAUAGGACAGCAGGAUUUGUGGGUGCUGAUCUUAAUGAUUUAGUUUCUACUGCCGGCUCUGCUGCCAUUAAACGAUAUUUAGAGAUAUUGAAGGCCAACAGUGGGGAGGAGAUGGAUAUUGAAGAGGCAGACGACCUCAGCCCAAAGGUCAAGGAACUACGGCGUUUGAUCACGCAUGCCAAAGAAACACCAAUCGGAGAGGAAGUGCAAGUGGUUCUUGUUUCAAAUGCAGACUUCAUCAAUGCGCUUCCCAAGAUUCAACCUUCCUCUAAACGUGAAGGCUUCGCCACCAUACCAGACACGACCUGGGAGGACGUCGGCGCUCUCGGAGGUGUUCGUGAGGAGCUUACUACUGCAAUUGUUGAGCCAAUCCAAAACCCGGGUCUUUACGCCAGUGUCGGCAUUACAGCCCCCACCGGGGUUCUCCUCUGGGGUCCUCCCGGGUGCGGUAAAACACUACUCGCUAAGGCUGUAGCUAAUGAGUCGCAUGCCAACUUUAUUAGCGUUAAAGGCCCUGAGUUGCUCAAUAAGUAUGUUGGUGAAUCCGAACGUGCGGUCCGGCAAGUAUUCGUUCGCGCUCGAUCGUCAGUCCCAUGUGUCAUAUUCUUUGACGAGCUUGACGCCCUAGUACCACGGCGAGACGACACUGUCUCCGAGGCCUCCGCACGCGUAGUCAAUACGCUACUUACGGAACUAGAUGGUCUGGGCAAUAAUCGCCAAGGAAUCUACAUAAUAGCAGCCACAAAUCGACCAGAUAUUAUCGAUCCAGCUAUGCUUCGUCCAGGACGGCUGGAGACACUUCUCUUCGUCAAUUUACCUAGUCCCUUGGAGCGGGCCGAAAUUCUACGUACGCUGGUUCGCAAUAUUCCCGUCGAGUUUAACGAUGACCUCAGAAAGUUGGCCGAAGAAUGUGAAGGCUUCAGCGGUGCGGACCUGGGUAGCUUACUUCGUCGUGCUGGAUACGCUGCCAUCAAGAGGAGAGAUGUGAUUAAACUUGAGGACUUUGCGGCCGCGAAGGCGUUCAUUCGGCCUAGUGUUACAGAUCUGAGAAAGUAUGAGAAGCUGCGGAGGGAUUGGAGUGGAGGUAUUGUGUAAUUAAUUCACUAGUUGAGGUAGUUUCUAUGCAUACUUAU